AUGAAUGCCAGGGCCGCCCCCCCUAUUUGGGAUACGCUUCCGUUGGAAAUUGCCGAGAUAAUUUUCUCCCACCUACCAAUCCCACUAGUUGGUGUAUUGAGGAAGUCUGAGAAUCCUACCCUUGCUUCUGUGGCCCGGAAAUGCUACUACUCGAACCUUGAAUUGAUCAUCUGCAACUCGCCGGAUGAAAGUAAUGUCCCCCGUAUGGACAGUAGUGCCGUUUGCAUGAAGUCCUCUGAGUUUGAAGAGUUGGCCAACAGCGAAACAUUCGACCAACUUCGGAUUAAAAAGCUUUCCAUCUCUGUACGGGAGGACGUCAAUGAUAGCAAGUUCUUCCACAAAGAAGCGUUCGCCAAAGCAUCUUCAAUUGUGACUGACUUUAUGCUAGAGUUUAUUAUGGACAACGGAGAAGUCUUCAACUGGGCCAGUUUGCCGUCAUCACCCCUGGUCUGGAAGUACAUCCGAGAAAUAUCUGUCCAAUCCGCACUGAUUGAUCCAAAAGUUCCACCUUUGCCUCCUAAUCUCCGCAAGCUUGAACUUAUCCGUAAACAAUCAUCUUGGCGUAAUGACGAUGAUCCACUAACUCACUCCCAACCAAUCUGUUUCCCACCGAAUCUUGAAGAAUUUGUCUUUCAUUACCCCUGGGGACCGAUGUCGGUGUAUGCCAACCUCCCUUUGACCUUACGGAGAUUGGCACUAUUGAAGGUCUUGAACUUCUCCGUUGAGGGGUUCAACGAAUUAAAGUUACCAAAUUUGAAAUAUUUACGAUUAGAAAACAUCCCUGAAUUGAUGGAGAUCGACGAGCUGCUUAGGUUUCCCUCGCUGUUGGAAAAUUUGGACUUAUGGUGGCUGGAUCCGUAUUACCAGCAGUACGAUCUGUGGGAGCUGGACUUUGAAAGUUUCAUACAACGGAAAUUGCCUCUGAAAUUACAGAGAUUAUCCAUCACCUGGUGUCCGUUGAAGACGUUUCGUGUGGGCACCUUUUCAAAUUGCUUCAGAGAGAUGGUAUUAGACCAUACGGAGCUCCCAUCGUCUGAGGUUCGCAUGCUCAAGUUUCCUCCGAGCUUGGCUUCCUUACUGAUCAUGAGCUCACGGCUAACAUCGCUAGAUUUCGUCAAAUCGUUACCAGAAUCUUUAGCAAUUCUCAAUCUCCGUGGUAACUCCCUUGGUUGUUUAAACGAAAGAGAUGAAGGUAAAAGAACAGCCAGAUGGAGCCGAAUCAAGUUCCCCAAAAGGCUUCGAAGUCUUAAUCUCAGAUGGAAUCGUUCGUUGUUUACCAUAUACCCGCCAAAAAACUUUGUCUUCCCUCCAAGUUUGAAGGAUUUGAACCUAGAGAGCACGGAAUUGGCCUCGGUCAAGGAACUCAAUAUUCCGCAAACCUUGAUCGAUUUAGAUUUCAAUCAUUUGGGCUCAGUCGAGGGAUUGAAAAACCUUCCACUGCUUCAAAUUCUCAACCUAGGGUCCAAUAAAUUAAGCUCAGUCGAGGAACUUGAUAUUCCACCAACAUUGAUCGAUUUGGACUUGGGCCACAAUAAGCUCCAACGGUUUUCAAAGACGCUACCAGACGGUAUUCAAUCCGUGAACCUUGAGCAUAACCAAUUAAGAGAAUUGGUGAACUUUCACCUUCCGGUAAAUUGUACCAAGCUUGGACUCUCGUCCAACCCUCUCCAAAAGAUCCAGAUCACCAACGCUGAUAACCCGGACUUGAAAAUCCGAGAUUUUAGUUGGAAGAGUAUUGCUAUUACCGCUCUCCGUGACAUCUAUCCCCUCCCCCAAUCCCUCACCCGCUUUGAGAUAACCGGCUCAGACGUAUGCUCGUUUUCGGAAAUCCAAUUUCCGGUGGGGUUGAAGCACAUCGAGGCCACUAAUAACAAGAUAAAUUCGUUAGAAAACGUUGAGUUCCCACCACACUUGGAAGUUUUGCAUCUCCGGGGAAAUCAAAUAUCCAGCUUGGCUAAUGUCUAUUUUCCAGACAGUCUUCUUAGAUUGAGCCUUGAUGACAACAAGAUAACUUUGUUGAAAAGCGUUGAAUUCCCACCGCGCUUGGAAGAGUUGGUUCUCCUGAAAAAUCAAAUAUCCAGUAUGGCCAAUGUCUAUUUUCCGGACAGUCUCCGUCGGUUAGAGCUUGAUCAUAACAGGCUUGCAUCAAUCAAUGCUAUCCAGCUUCCUCUCAUGUUACUGUGUUUGAGAUUAUGCAACAACCGUUUGUCUGAGCAGGCCAUGCAACACUUGGACUUUCCCGCCUGCUUGGACGACUUGCACGUGCAUGGCAACGUGUUCGAAAACUUCGACGGGUGGAAAGAAGGAGUCAGACUGGCAUACCCGAGGAUGCAGAUUGAUGUGCAAAUGUUGCUCUGCAAGUAA
This is a messenger RNA of Babjeviella inositovora NRRL Y-12698, 2364 nucleotides long. RefSeq lists its product as uncharacterized. The coding region runs from base 1 to 2364 and encodes 787 amino acids. Lineage: Eukaryota; Fungi; Ascomycota; Pichiomycetes; Serinales. The transcript is spliced from 2 exons. Gene Ontology annotation, molecular function: protein binding. Gene Ontology annotation, biological process: neuron projection regeneration. The record is from RefSeq and is a predicted model, not a curated record.